This is a messenger RNA of Gallus gallus (chicken), 4047 nucleotides long. RefSeq names its product B-butyrophilin 1 (gene BBTN1). The transcript has 41 exons. The coding region runs from base 1596 to 2879 and encodes 427 amino acids. The record is from RefSeq and is a predicted model, not a curated record. Gene Ontology annotation, molecular function: protein binding. Lineage: Eukaryota; Metazoa; Chordata; Aves; Galliformes; Phasianidae.
GGGGCAACAUGGCGGCACGCAUAGAGAGCACGCUGAAUGGGGGAAUGGGCUUUGGAGGUGGGGAGGGAAGGCUUUUCUCUGCCUCUGCAGGUACACGAGGACGGAGAAGAGCAGGGUGUGCAGCCUGUGCUUAUCACCUGCAGCUGUCCCUGCACCCCACAGCCAACCCAAGUUUGUGACGCCUGAGCAGGAUCUGACCCAGGAAGGCAAACAGAAGGUUUAGAUCUUGGCAGCAUUCAGCCAAGAGACGCUUCCAGAGCCAGGAAUAACACGUCUUGAUGUGCCAACACACCUUGAAAUCCAGAAAAUUGCCCCAAAAUAGGCAUGACUCAGCAAGCACCGUAGUGGGCAUGAUUUGCUUGGGUGACCCCGUGGGUAAGGAGCCAUUUGUUGGACACCACGAUGUCGUUUUUCACAGCCCUGUGAGCGCAGCGUCUUAAAUUGCCCUCCAGACAUUCCAAAUUUGGAGAGCUCAAAUGGCAAAGGUGAAAUGGGCGUCAGCCCUCCGGGAUGAAGGAAUCUCUGCCGGGGUUUUCCGUUGGAUCACAGCAGGAGGAUUUGCUUUCCUAAAGCAUUAGAGUGACGUGGAGAGCCCAAAUCGGACCCAGUGGCCACAUUCUCCCAAGGGAAAACCCUUCGGGUGCCCCUACGGUUCCUUUUCUAGCAUGAUAACAAACUUCUUUUCCAUCCGCCCAUCCCCUUUUGGGUUUGGAGGUUGACAAAUCCCCACUGAAAUUCCUAUGUUGCACACAUGUCCUUCAUUCUUUAAUUAGGAGUUAGCAAAGGUUCUGCAUUGACUUAAUUCAGAGCGAGAUCAACAAUUUUAGGCAUUCUUUAUGAACUUCACAUUGUUUUAUGCUGAUAAGCAGCAAAAAAAACAUACAGGAAUAGGAGUAUGUCUGUAGGAGUGCUCUGCAUUUUCUUGCUCGUUUGGCUGAUUAAGGAAGCUGAGAGGAAAUGUUGUGAAAUAAUCCCAAGUGAUGAGAGACUGUGGGUAUGGGAGGAGAUGCCCUCUGUCCUGGUGAGCAGUAGGGACAGAAGACCUGAGCUCAUUUCAUAUAUCUGUAUAUUAAGGCAAUGCUAACCAGUGCUGUCGUGUUAUUUGGGGCCAGGAGUGGCUUCUGCCCCGUUGGUGCCCAUAAACCAGUGCUGCCCCAUUUGGGAUUGGGGUCUGCUCGCAGACCACAUCCACCAACCAACCCAUGGCUGAUAGCAGAGAGGCGACCAGGUCAACCCUCCAUAUAUCUCUGCAGAAACCUGUUCCUGUCUAUACAGGGAUCCCCAUCCCUCCCCCAGCCCUCCUUCCAUCCUCGGCAUUUGGGUUGGCUAUAAUUAGGCUCUGGGAACGUUCCCCUGCUGCCAGCACAGCUGUCGUGUCUGCAAUGAUCCUUCCAGCUCUCUGCGGACACGCAAACCCUCCAGCAAUCCUAAAUACCCAUUUCCUGCACUCCUGGGACAAACUGGGAGCUGCCAAAAAUCUCCAGCCCCCCACAGACGUGACCAUCACAGCACCAAGGAGCAGAGCAAGCGCAACGUGAUUACGGUGCAGGUCGGGGUGGACAUUUGGAAGUGGUUCUGAUUGGGAAGAGGAUGUGAUGAUGGCAUCAGGGAAGAGGAACGCGGAUCUUGAAGAAUGGGAUGCAAAAAUCAGGAAGCUAACAGAAGAUUUUGAAGGGAGCGACACAGAGCUCGAGGAAUGUGACACAGAAGAUGGGGAUCUCGCGGCUGAGAUCGACAAUCUGACUGCAGAGCUCGAGGAACGUGAUAGGAAAAUCAGAAAGCUCACAUCAGAUCUUGGUGAUGUUGACACAAAGCUCAAGGAACGCGACAGGAAAAUCACCAAACUCUCAGCAGAAAUACGCAGACUGACUGCACUGCUGGGGGACCGUGACUCAAAGCUCCGCAAACUGACAGCAGAACUCGCAAAGUGCGAUGCAACGAUUAGACUGUUUACAGUGGAACUCGGAGAGCGUCACACCAAAAUAGGGGAACUCACUGCAGAAGUUGGGGACUACAACAGGAAACUUCGGAAACACGCAGCAGAACUUGAGGAACGCGAUCUGAAAAUCAGGGAACACGAAGCAGAGAUACGGCGCCUCACUGAGCUGCUCGAGGACCGCGAUUCCGAUGUCCGAGAACAGGACAUCCUCAUUAGGAAACUGUCAGAAGAGCUCGAGGAAUUAAGGGGUCGGGAAGUUGAGGAGAGUGAUCUGGAGAGGGAGGAACAUGAUGCCAGAAUUGAUGAACUCUCAACAGAAGUUGAAAAACGAGAGAGAAGAAUUGAUGAACUCACUGCAGAGCUCGAGCACUACAAGGCAAAAGCAAGAAGAUGUUUUGAGGAACACAGGAGAGGCGAAGAAAAGUUGGUAAAUGUGACUCUGGACCCGGAGACGGCCCACCCUCGCCUCGUCCUCUCCGAGGACCAGAAGAGCGUCCGAUGGGAAUACAGCCUGCAGGAAUCCCCCGACGGCCCCGAGCGCUUCGACGCCGAUCCCUGCGUGCUGGGUUGUGAAACCUUCACCUCUGGGAGGCACUGCUGGGUGGUGGAUCUCACAGAAGGGCAGUACUGCGCCGUUGGGGUCAGCAGGGAGUCCCUGCCCAGGAAAGGAGCCGUCAGCUUUAACCCUGAUGAAGGCAUCUGGGCUGUGCAGCAAUGGGGGUUCAAGAACAGAGCCCUCACCUCCCCUCCGACCCCACUGAACCUUCCACGGGUUCCCAAAAAGAUCCGCAUCUCUCUGGACUACGAAUGGGGCGAGGUGGCGUUUUUUGAUGUGGAGAACCAAAUGCCCAUCUUCACUUUUCCUCUGACCUCCUUUGGUGGGGAGCGGCUCCGGCCGUGGUUCUGGGUGGAGCUGGGCUCCCUCUCACUGCCCAGAUAACCCCGGAAUCCCUGGAGGUGCUGUGGAGGUGCCUUACAGCAGCUCUUCCAGACCGGGGUGGAAAAACUCUCAGGAAAAGCAGCAUUAAAACCUCAUUCUCCCUCUUCCCAGUCAACCAUUGUCAUGCAAAAGAAAGGAAACCCAUCCUCAAUGUCAUCAGCAUCCUCUGUGUGUCAUGUCUGGUGGCCCCCAUUGAUGUAUGGGGUGGCUCCUGUUGGUGUCUGGUGCCCCCUAUUGACGUAUGAGGUGGCCCCCAUUGACGUGAGGUGGCCCCUAUUGACAUAUGGGGUGGCUCCUGUUGAUGUCUGGUGCCCCCCAUUGACAUGAGGUGGUCCCCAUGACCAGCCCCUACCCUGGAUCCAAUGCCUCCUGAUUGCAGUUCCAAACUCUAGGGACGUUAAACGACCCACAGAGAGGAUGGGGUCCUCUUUGGUCUGAUGGAGAGAGGUUGGCACCAGGGUAAGUCGCUGCCUACAUCACCACUGGUGUUUUGUCUCAGCAGCUGGUGUAAAUUUCUGCCGUCUGGGCUAUUUCUGUAGAAAGCAAAGAAGCUCUGCUGGUGGGCAGCUCAUCUCCCAGUGUGAAAAAGCAAAAUGCAACGCAUGCACCCUGCUAUCCAUGUGGCCAUCCCUCUCCAUCAGCUGUUGAAGGAGAAAUCUGCACUCAGAAGAGAUUGAAUUGGGCUCAGAUCUGGCUUGGGAAGAUGAUGAUUCCAACCAGAGUCCAGGAGACUUUGGGGAAUGCAUGAAUCCUAUAGGAAAAUGGAUAACCCUUCAUCCAAGAGCAAGCUGGCAUGAUGCUCUGGGGUGAAAACCCAUAAUGCCACCUGGUUUUAAGGUUUGGGGUGGCUUACAACGUGCAGCUCUGCUUCCGGCGAGGCACUGGGAGCCCUAAACCCAUGGAGAGGUCAAACCAGUGCUGGAGGUCAUUGUGGGCCCAGCUGCAAUGGGAGGUAGGCAAUUAUGGACAUCGCUGAAGCCACCCUACGCUCUGGGGAACUUGGGUUUUCACCUUACACUGCACUUUAAUGGGAUUUCUCAUCAAUGUCUGCAUGUUCUUGGCCACCUGUUUAAAAAUAUAAUAAUAAUAAUUAAAUCUUUUGCCCCACUGCGGGAUGGGCAGCUGGUGGUUCCCAGCUCACAAUAAACCACACUUGAGACUCCCUGGA